GAGAGAGAGAGAGAGAGAGAGAGAGAGAGAGAGAGAGAGAGAGAGAGAGAGAGAUGCUGUUGCCAGGGAAGAGUGUGCAUGAGGAAUCGUCCAUCUUUAACAGCUUGUGAGGGAUAAACGAAUAUGAAAAACUAGGGCCGAACGCAGGAAUAACUGCUCAUAGAAGACAAAACCAACCAGAUCAUACUACUACAGGCUGUGUAUUAUAACUCCAGUCUAUCAGAUUCACACAGAGAAAGGAGGAAGAAGAUGGAGAGGAAGAGUAUGUGUGAAUCAGACGGGUGAGAUGACAUAACCCCCCCAUCACACAGCGACCACAACCAUGAUGUCAUCGCAGCGGGAUUAGAGAGCCUGCCUGGGCAUUACAGCUGGGGACGGGGUGUGUAUGUGUUCUAACGUGUGUGAACUCUGAAGAAGAUGGAGAGGAGAUCCCGUUAGGAAUAAAGGGCCACAGAUAGAUCAUCACAACACAAUCUGGGGUACAUGGAGAGGAACGUUUAUUCCCACGGCAACUGGACACAGAUGAGAAACUGUUGUUUUAGCAGAAGGGAGCUCUGCUGAACAGAACAGAACACAGGUGUAUGUUCCUACCAUAGACUGUGGUUCCUACCCACCCAGGUCCACAGGGAGCCAUUCUCUGCCUGUAGCGGUCCCAAACACCCAGGGUUGGAGCGGUGACACCCAGGGCUGGAGCCUGGACCUGAGCCCCUGGUUGGCACCUAUAGCAUGCUUCACCUGGCCUCACCUGGUCUCAUCACCUAGCAUUACCUGGUCUCAUCACCAAGCAUUACCUGUGGAUUAUCCUGGGCUUCCCAGGGAAGAGGAAGAGGACAGAAGAAGAAAAACAGAAACAUUCAGAGUCAGCUACAGGAGACAGAGAACUUCCUGUUGAAUUGACCCCAGGGCCAACGCUGGUCCUGCUCCCCUGAUUGGAGGUUGGGCACGGCAGAGGUCAUGUCAGAGGUCACGGCACACAUGGACAGCAUGGAGGUUAAGGACGAGUGGCAGGAUGAAGACUUCCCCAGGCCUCUACCAGAAGAUGGAUACAUGGAGGACGGGGGGCUCACUGACAACACGACAACUCCCCCUAACACCCUGAAUAUUGGUGUCGGGGAUGAGUCGUCGGCCCUGCGUAAGCGCCGUACGCUGGUAGCCCCGGACAUGAACGUGUCAUUGGACCAGAGCGAGGGUUCCGUCCUGUCAAAUGACUUUCUGGGUAACCCUGACGACCUGGACAUCAACGUGGACGACAUGGACACGCCUGACGACGACUCCCUGGAGUUCAUCACCAACGGCAACGAGCUGGAGUGGGAAGACGACACUCCUAUAGUGAGUUCCAAGGGUCUGACUGGAAGCCAGACAGAGGAGGAGGAGGCAGGCAGACUGUGGAGGACAGUGAUCAUAGGAGACCAGGAACAGAGGAUAGACAUGGCUGUCAUCAGACCAUACCUAAGGGUGGUCACACACGGAGGUUACUAUGGUGAGGGUCUGAAUGCCAUCAUAGUGUUUGCGGCUUGUUACCUGCCAGAGAGCAGCUGUGAGGACUACACUUACAUCAUGGAGAACCUCUUCCUCUUUGUGAUCAGUAGCCUGGAGUUGUUGGUGGCUGACGACUACAUGAUCAUCUAUCUGAACGGAGCUACGCCUCGCAGGAGGAUGCCUGGUAUCAGCUGGCUAAAGAGGUGCUACCACACCAUCAACAGGAGGUUGAAGAAGAAUCUGAAGUGGCUGGUCAUUGCUCACCCGUCCUGGUUCAUCCGUACAGUCUUGGCCAUCUCCAGACCCUUUAUCAGUGUCAAGUUCAUGGACAAGAUCCGUUAUGUUCACACAUUGGAUGAGUUGAGCCAGCUGAUCCCUAUGGACCACAUACAGAUUCCAGAAUGUGUCCUGCAAUAUGAUGAGCAGAAGAUUACAGCACAAAAAGAAAGGUAAAACAAGAAUUCACCACCCUGCUGAGGAUCUAUGAAUACAGGGUAAAAGACUUCUCGGCUGAAGUUAAAGGACUAAUGGAGGAC
Molecule: messenger RNA, 2015 nt
Organism: Coregonus clupeaformis (lake whitefish)
Lineage: Eukaryota; Metazoa; Chordata; Actinopteri; Salmoniformes; Salmonidae
Product: caytaxin
Exons: 11
Coding region: 955-1932 (325 amino acids)
Biological process (GO): apoptotic process
Cellular component (GO): cytoplasm
Source: RefSeq, a predicted model, not a curated record